This is a messenger RNA of Daldinia childiae, 3273 nucleotides long. Its product is annotated as DNA polymerase gamma, mitochondrial. The record is from RefSeq and is a predicted model, not a curated record. Bases 1 to 3273 code for a protein of 1090 amino acids. Gene Ontology annotation, biological process: mitochondrial DNA replication. Gene Ontology annotation, cellular component: mitochondrion; gamma DNA polymerase complex. NCBI's taxonomy places the organism in Eukaryota, Fungi, Ascomycota, Sordariomycetes, Xylariales, Hypoxylaceae. Gene Ontology annotation, molecular function: 3'-5' exonuclease activity; DNA-directed DNA polymerase activity; DNA binding. The transcript has a single exon.
AUGUAUAAUAGAUCUCUAAACAAACCUAUAGAUCCUUCUGGUGCUCGAAUCAACGAAAUAGGUGUACAACAAGUCAGUACCCGUAUCUAUGAACAGAUUUUCAAAAAUGGUAGCGACCCACCACCACAAGAGCUCAUUGAUCUAUCCAUAGAUCACUUACGCCGUCAUGAUCUUUAUGGGAAGAAUACCGACAAUACUAAGCCCAUUGCCUUUGAUGUACCUGAACUUCAGGGCACAACUCUGGACGAGCACUUCUACAAACUUGGUAUGGACUGUGCCCAUCCGUUCCUUGGGAUGGCGAAGGCGUUUGCAGAAAAAUAUGCACCCUCGCGACCGAGAGAAUGGGUGAGGCAAAGCGGCUGGACGAAAUAUUAUGACGACGAUACGCCGCCAGAGAAGGUCGAGUUUCCAGACUCUGAUAUGCUCUGCUUUGAUGUCGAGGUCAUGUGGAAGGAGAGCUCAUUUGCUGUCAUGGCGUGCGCGAUGAGCCCGACAAAUUGGUAUGCUUGGUUAUCACCUUGGCUACUUGGUGAAUCCGAGUCAGACCGGCAUCUGAUUCCAUUAGGCGAUCCAAAUAUGGACCGCAUCAUCGUCGGCCAUAAUAUUGGGUAUGACCGAGCAAGAAUCCUUGAAGAAUACGAUUUGACACAGUCAAGAAACUCGUUUCUCGAUACUAUGUCAUUACAUGUUGCAGUCAAUGGCAUGUGUUCACGGCAACGGCCAACAUGGAUGAAGCACCAAAAAAGUAAGGAGCUACGCGAUAAAAUCUCCAAAGAGACAAAUAACAUGGAGCUAAUAAACCUAUUGGCCAACAACCAUGAGGACGAAGAAGAACUCUGGGUUGAGAGAAGCUCGAUCAAUUCCCUUCGCGAUGUUGCUAAGUUCCAUCUAAAUAUCGCAAUCGACAAAGCAGCUCGAGAUCAAUUUGGGGAGCUAGACCGGGAAGGCGUUGUUGGGAAGCUGGACGAGCUACUGGAUUACUGUGCGGCAGAUGUAGUCGUCACCCACAAAGUCUACAAGAUCAUAUUCCCCAACUUCCUCAAAGUCUGCCCCCAUCCGGUUAGUUUCGCUGCAUUACGACAUCUCUCCUCGGUCAUCCUCCCUGUAAACAAGUCCUGGGAUGCAUAUGUUCAAAACGCGGAAGCCACCUACCAUAAGCUAUCCGAUAGUGUCCAGGACCGUCUGAUCUCCCUUGCGGAGAAGGCAGUAGAAAUUAAAGACGAUGCAGAGAAAUGGGGCAACGACCCAUGGCUGAGGCAGUUGGACUGGUCUGGUCAAGAAAUUAAGAUGGUCAAGGGAAAGAAAAAAGGAGACCCCCCAAGACCUGCUGCUCGCCAGAAGAAACCUGGAAUGCCUAAAUGGUAUAAAGACUUGUUCAAGAAAAUCGAUGCGGAAAUUAGUCUUACGGUUAGGACUCGAAUUGCGCCGCUCCUGCUUCGACUUGCGUGGGAUAGCUAUCCUCUGGUCUGGUCCGACAAAUAUGGCUGGACAUUUAAAGUGCCACUUUCAGACAUGUCGAAAUAUGGUUCAACGCAGCUUGCUAAGUGUGACUUCUCGGACGAGCCUAUAGAAGCUUUAAAGAACGACAGGACUGGAAUAUAUUUUAAGCUCCCUCAUAAAGAUGGUCUAACUACGCGAUGCGUGAAUCCGUUAGCCAAGGGGUAUCUCCCAUACUUCGAAAAUGGUACUUUAUCGUCGGAAUAUCCGUUAGCGAAAGAGGCGCUCGACAUGAACGCAUCGUGUUCUUAUUGGAUUAGCGCUAGGAGUAGAAUCAUGUCUCAGAUGGUGGUUUACGAAAAGAAUAAAGUUGAAAAUAACGAAGAGGACUGCGCUAAAAAGGAUGACUAUGACCUUGGAUAUAUACUCCCUCAAAUUAUCCCUAUGGGUACUAUUACACGAAGAGCAGUCGAAAAUACAUGGUUGACCGCAAGCAAUGCAAAGAAGAAUAGGGUCGGUUCUGAGCUGAAAGCAAUGGUCAAAGCACCACCAGGCUAUUGCUUUGUCGGUGCUGAUGUCGACUCGGAAGAACUCUGGAUCGCCAGCGUCGUAGGAGAUGCCACCUUUAAACUCCACGGUGGUAACGCUAUUGGUUUCAUGACCCUGGAAGGCACCAAAGCUGCAGGGACUGAUCUUCACUCCCGUACCGCUUCUAUCUUAGGGAUCACACGUAAUAAUGCCAAAGUUUUCAACUACGGCCGGAUAUACGGAGCAGGACUUAAGUUCGCUGCUAGCUUACUCAGACAGUUUAACCCUAGCCUCUCGGAGAAAGAAACGUUGGAUAUCGCUGGAAAACUGUAUACCACGACGAAGGGUACCAAGACAACAAGGAAAACGCUCUCCAAGCGGCCUUUCUGGAGGGGCGGGACGGAGUCGUUCGUCUUCAACAAGCUUGAAGAGUUCGCAGAACAAGAUCGCCCACGUACCCCGGUUCUCGGAGCUGGAAUCACCGAAGCUCUGUUGAGUAGAUAUAUUAGCAAGGGGGGCUACCUCACGUCUCGUAUCAACUGGGCAAUCCAGUCGUCGGGUGUGGAUUAUCUGCAUCUUCUAAUCGUUUCAAUGGACUAUCUGACUCGGCGUUUUAACAUUGCGGCUCGCCUCGCCAUUAGUGUACACGACGAGAUACGCUAUCUCGUCAAGGAUGAAGACAAAUAUCGAGCAGCCAUGGCUCUUCAAGUCGCUAACCUCUGGACCCGAGCGAUGUUUGCCCAGCAGGUUGGCAUAAAUGACCUUCCACAAGCAUGCGCUUAUUUCUCUGCGAUCGAUAUUGACCACAUACUUCGUAAAGAGGUUGACAUGAACUGCGUGACACCAAGCCAUUUGACGCCUAUUCCACCUGGGGAAAGCCUCGAUAUUAUGCAACUACUCGAGAAAGGAGAUGAAGCGAAACUCGACCCCGCUACUAUCCCGGCAAAGCCUGUUCCAAAGCCAGAGAACAUUUCGUAUGAGCAUAGGGUACCUGUGAUGGAGGAGCUGAAUGCUUCCCAAGAUCCUACAGACCUCAGUUUCCUAAAAGCACAGAUCACAGACGACGACCAGGAGCUUCGCCAGAUCAUCAAAGACCAAAAGAAGAAUUCCGGGGCUGGAUCGGCCAGUGUAAUAGUGAACAAGCCCAGGCAGAAGAAGCUAGUCCCGUAUAGCUCGCAGCCGCAACUUAUCCCUCACAUGUACAAACCGUUCGGGGCAAAGUUCACCUCGAAGCAAGAUUAUGGUAGCGGGGGGCAGUGGACUUUCGAGCCCAUGCCUUCUGCAUCGCUGCCUAUCCGGAGGGCCUAG